AUGGAAAAUAUAACGGUUGGUAUCAUUGGGAUGGGUGACAUGGGGAAGAUGUAUGCUCGGAGGAUUGGUGCUGCUGGCUGGAGAGUAAAUGCCUGCGACAAGCCCGAGAAAUACGAUUCCUUGAAUGAUGAGUUUGCUGACAGCAGCAAUGUGCAAAUAUUCCAUGACGGCCGUCUCGUUUCACGGUCAAGCGAUGUCAUCCUGUACAGCGUUGAAGCAGAGGCCAUCGGUCGAAUCGUGAGCCAAUAUGGACCUUCGACCAAGCAAGGCGCCAUUGUCGGCGGCCAGACUUCUUGUAAAGAAAUCGAGAUAGCUGCCUUCGAAGCUUACUUGCCUGAAGACGUCCAGAUCAUCUCCUGCCAUUCCUUGCAUGGACCCAAGGUCGAUCCCAAGGGUCAGCCUCUCGCAUUGAUUAAGCAUCGCGCAUCACAACAAAGUCUUGCUUUGGUCGAAAAAAUCCUCUCUUGCUUAAAUUCUAACGUUGUCUAUCUUACGGCCCAGCAGCAUGACCAAAUUACAGCAGACACACAGGCUGUCACUCAUGCCGCAUUCCUGAGUAUGGGCACCGCAUGGUGCUCCAAUAAUCAGUUCCCUUGGGAGAUCAGUCGCUAUGUCGGUGGUAUUGAGAACAUCAAAUGCAAUCUCAUGCUUCGUAUCUACUCAAACAAAUGGCAUGUCUACGCCGGUCUUGCGAUUCUGAACGCUGAGGCCAAAAAGCAAAUCCGGCAAUAUGCCGAAUCCGUGACUGAGCUCUUCAAGUUGAUGCUCGGCGGCCACCGAGAAGAGCUUGAAAAACGCAUCAAGACUGCUGGUGCUGCUGUAUUCGGCUCCGGUCAGAAAGAUCUACUCUUGAGAGACGAGGUUCUGGAUCGUUUCUCGCUUGGGAAGGUGCCAAAGGAGAGGACACCAAACAAUCAUCUAAGUCUUUUAGCCAUGGUCGACUGCUGGUGGAAAUUAGGCAUCGUACCCUACGAUCACAUGAUCUGCUCUACACCUCCUUUCCGUCUCUGGCUCGGAGUCACCGAGUACCUCUUCCGCAAGCCUCAGCUCCUCGAAGAAGUCAUCAGCACCGCUAUUGAUGACAAUACUUUUCGUUCGGACGAUCUAGAGUUUACGUUUGCCGCUCGCGGAUGGUCGGACUGUGUCUCCUUUGGCGAUUUUGCAUCUUAUCAGGAUCGCUUCGAACGCAUCUCGAAAUACUUUGAGCCUCGAUUUCCGGAAGCAACUCGCAUAGGUAAUGAGAUGACCAGUGUCAUCUUAGAGAAGACUUGA
Molecule: messenger RNA, 1272 nt
Organism: Letharia columbiana
Lineage: Eukaryota; Fungi; Ascomycota; Lecanoromycetes; Lecanorales; Parmeliaceae
Exons: 5
Coding region: 1-1272 (423 amino acids)
Biological process (GO): L-tyrosine biosynthetic process
Molecular function (GO): prephenate dehydrogenase (NAD+) activity; NAD+ binding; prephenate dehydrogenase (NADP+) activity
Source: RefSeq, a predicted model, not a curated record